UCAGAGCCACCAAGAAGCUGAUGGCAUUUUGAUGCUGUGUGUCCACCUGGAAAGUUUACCUGUCGUGUCUUGGAAAGAAAGGUAAAAGAAAUGCGCACGCCAGCUGCGGCAGGCGUCGGGAUUGUGGGCCACUUAACUGCUGCCGUGAGCGCGGAUAGCAACGUAAUGUGGCUGAAUGGCCACUUGACUAUCGCAUCCGCCGCGGAGUUUCCGCCUACCGGAAGGAAGAUACAAAAGCCACCUACCUUGGCGGCCAACUUGAACAUAACGGCCACACUCCCUUCACUUUGGCUUAGUAUCUGGCCACCGCCUCGCCCGUGGUUGCUAGCGCUUCUCGAUCCAACGUUCUGCACCAGCAUCGCAGAUUACAAGCACUGCGACUUCUCCAGACUUCAGGUGAUUCCUUUCGAACAGACAGUAUCUUUCAGCCAUGGCUCACGCACGCGCAUUUGGAUACCGCGACGACGACUUCCGCCCCAGGCCCUACUCCGCACGGCCUGUAGCCAGACAGCGCUCUCCCUUCACAGGUAGACACAGCGCGACAUAUGCCGGUUUGCCUCAGUCACGCGCUGCCUCCCCUGUCAUCAAUGCGACCGACAUCGCAACGCACAGCGCCACGGACAUCAAUGUUUCUCCUCGUCGAAAGGGGACCUCUGGGUUGUCACAGUGGAUUGAACCGGCCGCUGAGACCUUGGUGUUGGGUCUUGUAGAUUACGUACUGCCUGCGGUUAGCUUCGUUUUCAAUGCCCUCGCUCCUCCCGAGAUUCCCGUCGCCUCUAGUGAAGGCCAUGCGCCCUCAGACUUCUCGUCCAAUGGUGGGCCUGUGCGCACUGGUGAUAUCUCGAAGGCCGCGAGAAGGCGCGCUCAGUCUCCCUCGAUGAUGCCGGGAGAAGGUGUGCCCAUAGUCACGGAACUUUCUGCUUCUUAUGCAGCUCAGAAAGCCGUAGACCAUUCUCUCGGGGACACUCGAACCAAAGUCAAGGCUAUAGAAACCAGUAACAAGGGUCCGAAGCGCGCGGAUACUAAGCGGGCCGCUGUCUCUGGGAAACGUGCAGAACUGGUCAAGACCUCCGCGAAGAAGGCACACCUCAAGGCAGAGAUUGAGGACAUGAGGAAGCAGGUCAAGGCGGCGAAGGAUGCGCGUCUGUUUGAGGAGAAGCAAGCCGAGGAUCUCCGUCUUCUGCAGGAGAAAGUGGAGAAAAGGAUCUCCUCCGCGCUCCGCCGGCUUGAGGACCUGGAGGAUAGGAUCGAUGACAUGUCCGUGAAGCGAGCACAGCAGCGCGCACUGGAAGAAGAAGAGAAGCAGGCGGCGAUUGCCCGAGCGGAGGCUCAGAGGCUCGCGCAGGAACAAGAAGCGAUCGCACGGGCGGAAGCUCAGAAGCUCGCGGAGGCGCAGGCGGCUUUCGCGCGAGCUGAAGAACAGAGACUCCAAGAGGAACAGCGCCAGCAGGCUCUUCGUCAAGUCGAGGCAGAGAUCAGCAAGCUGCGCAUUAUCCUCGCCGCUCACGAAGCCAAAUGGUCUCGGCUGCAGGAAGACAUGACGCUGCUUCGCGUAGAUCCUGAUCUCCUUCCGUGGUCGAUCCUUCCGGGGUCUCUCAGGGGUGACGAUGAUAUCACCAUGCAGAACGUACGGCCGUUCGUGCUGCACCCGCUGCGCGAGAGAGACCUGAAAAUGUCUCGGCUCGAGCUGCUCGUGCUCGAGAAGAACCGUUACGAGGCGCAAUUCUUCUUUUCUUACAUCGUACCGAGAGUGGCGGUCCAUCAUCGCGAGAGAGUGGUGAGGAUGGCUGGCAGGUUUGCACGCAUCCUCGAAGUACUUGAGGCGGAGGAGGUAAUGGCAAUACAGGAAGAGGAGGAAGCUGAACUGGAAGAUGAGGAUGCUACUGAGUGAGCUACGAACAAAACCCACCUUAUGUCUCCUCUCUACGACACAAAACUACUAUGUUGCUUCAAUGUUUCCUGGGGAAGUUGAACAUGUCAUUUGUAUGAACAUGCGAAUAUAUGUCAUUCAA
Messenger RNA from Laetiporus sulphureus 93-53, 2012 nucleotides. RefSeq lists its product as uncharacterized. The record is from RefSeq and is a predicted model, not a curated record. Lineage: Eukaryota; Fungi; Basidiomycota; Agaricomycetes; Polyporales; Laetiporaceae. Bases 431 to 1891 code for a protein of 486 amino acids. The transcript is spliced from 2 exons.